This is a messenger RNA of Coregonus clupeaformis (lake whitefish), 3414 nucleotides long. Its product is annotated as delta-like protein D. The record is from RefSeq and is a predicted model, not a curated record. Gene Ontology annotation, biological process: heterophilic cell-cell adhesion; Notch signaling pathway; multicellular organism development. Lineage: Eukaryota; Metazoa; Chordata; Actinopteri; Salmoniformes; Salmonidae. Gene Ontology annotation, molecular function: calcium ion binding. The transcript is spliced from 11 exons. Gene Ontology annotation, cellular component: protein-containing complex; plasma membrane. The coding region runs from base 476 to 2683 and encodes 735 amino acids.
UGCUACAUAGGGUGAAGAACUGAGAAAGCUUUGGGGAAGUGUUUUGGAUCAGUAUAUUUUUUUCUCAUUAUCAAUUAAGGGGAAAUAAACAAAACACAAGCAGACUUAAAACUGGGUUGUCUCAUUUGCACCCUCAAGUCAGAAGCUGUGCUGAACAGCAAUAUCUAAUAACUGGAUUGGAAUUAACACCUUGGCACGGAAUUUCGAGUUCAUUCCCACAUUUUUCGUUGGGAUUUUUCGCCACCGGCACCACUUGUUGAGGAUUACGUUGUACUAUAAACGUUGUUCAUGAAGUCACACUGAGAAGCAUCGAGAUACACUCCAGUUCCAUUCAAGACGUCUGAAGACCGUACGGAUUUUUAAGUGGGACUUUUGAUAACGGAAAAUAACUUUCUCAAUGAUUUUCUGAGCUGGGUUAUACAUCAAUUGCCCUGGCUCGUGGACAUUUAACUAUUUAUUGAAUAUCCUCAGCAAAAUGGGACGUCAGUCGCUCGUGAUAGCUGUCAUCCUUUGUGUCUUGAUAUGCCAGGGUUUUUGUUCAGGGGUUUUCGAGUUGAAGGUACAAGAGUUUCUCAACAAGAAAGGAGUGACAGGCAAUACAAACUGCUGCAAAGGAGCCUCUGGGAUUCAGCAGUGUGAAUGCAAAACGUUUUUUAGAAUCUGCUUGAAGCAUUAUCAAGUUCACGUAUCACCGGAACCCCCUUGUACCUAUGGUGGUUCGGUGACUCCUGUCCUCGGAUCAAACUCCUUCCAAGUGCCGGAAACAAUUGCAGAAGCCUUCGCCAACCCUAUUCCGUUUUCUUUUGGAUUCACGUGGCCGGGGACAUUCUCUCUCAUCAUUGAGGCCCUACACACGGAUUCUUACGAUGAUCUUUCAACAGAUAACCCUGAACAACUGAUCAGUCGCUUCACCACUCAGAAGCAUCUGACAGUGGGAGAUGAGUGGUCCUCUGAUUUACAGACUAGUGGAAGAACAGAGCUGAAGUACUCCUACCGAUUUAUUUGUGAUGAGCAUUACUACGGGGAGGGUUGUUCUGUUUUCUGCCGUCCACGAGAUGAUGCCUUUGGUCACUUCACCUGUGGGGACCGUGGAGAGAUCAUUUGCAACUCAGGAUGGAAAAGAACCUACUGCUCAGAACCGAUCUGUCUUCCUGGUUGUGGCGAGGAGCAUGGGUUCUGUGACAAGCCUGGUGAAUGCAAGUGUAGAGUUGGCUUCAGUGGGCGUUACUGUGAUGACUGCAUCCGCUACCCAGGGUGUCUUCAUGGCACCUGCCAGCAGCCGUGGCAGUGUAGCUGCCUGGAGGGGUGGGGUGGCCUCUUCUGCAACCAAGAUCUCAACUACUGCACACACCACAAGCCCUGCAUGAAUGGAGCCACUUGUACGAAUACUGGCCAGGGUAGCUACACCUGCUCCUGUAGGCCCGGCUUCACUGGGGCCAGCUGUGAGAUUGAGGUCAACGAAUGUUCCGACAACCCCUGCCGAAAUCGGGGAAGCUGCACUGAUCAAGAAAACACAUACACAUGUGCCUGCCCCCCAGGCUUCUAUGGCAACAACUGUGAGCUCAGUGCCAUGACCUGUGCCGAUGGGCCUUGCUUUAACGGCGGACGCUGUGCUGACAACCCAGAGGGAGGAUACUACUGCCAGUGUCCUCUCAGCUAUGCCGGAUUCAACUGUGAGAAGAAGAUCGACCACUGCACCUCCAACCCAUGCUCCAAUGGUGCCCAGUGUAUGGACCUUGUGAACUCCUACACGUGCCAGUGCCCUGAGGGAUUCUCCGGAGCCAACUGCGAGGACAACAUUGACGAGUGCGCCAACUACCCCUGCCAGAACAGUGGCACAUGCUUGGAUGGCAUGAACGAUUACACCUGCACCUGCCCACCUGGAUACACUGGCAAGAACUGCAGCUCGCCAAUCAACCAAUGCGAGCACAAGCCCUGCCACAACGGAGCCACCUGCCAGGAGAGGAAUAACCGCUACGUGUGCGCUUGUGUGCCAGGCUACGGCGGCCAUAACUGCCAGUUCCUCCUGCCAGAGCACCCCCAGGGACAGCCCGGGGUGGAGGGAGCUGGUAAGAGAUACUCUGCUGAAGAGGACCAAGGCACAUUCCUCUGGACCGCAGUGUGUGCUGGGAUUAUCCUGGUGCUGCUGCUGCUGCUGGCCUGUGCCGUGCUGGUGGUUUACAUCCGGGUCAAGGUGCAGCAGAGGAGCCAGCAGGGUGACCACCACAGUGAGAGUGAGACCAUGAACAACCUGGCCAACAACUGUCAACGGCCUGACAAGGACCUAGCUGUCAGCGUGAUCGGCACGACAGGGGUCAAGAACACCAAUAAGAAAGUGGACUUUCACUCGGACAAUGCUGGAGGAGAGAAGAAUGGCUACAAGUCCCGAUACUCGUCAACGGAUUAUAAUCUGGUGCAUGAGCUAAAGCCAGAAGAUUUGUUGAAAGAGGACCAAGAAAAGAGCGAAGCAAAGUGUUCCGAAUCAAAUUGUUCGGAAUCUCUUUGUUCCGACAUUGACUUUGAAGAGAAACACAGAAAACAUUUAAAGAGUGACACCUCAGAAAAGAAACGUCCAGAGGAGUCGAUGUGCAACGAAGCAUCGAUUUGCAACGACACAAAGUACCAGUCAGUCUACGUCAUAUCAGACGAGAAAGAUGAAUGUAUCAUUGCAACUGAGGUGUAACACCACAGCUGAGCUGUAGCACGUCUUCUGUGCUGGAGGUUUUACUCCAGUGAAUGCUGCUCAAACCCAGGGGGAAGGUUUCCCUUCGUGUGACUGCUGCUGUGAGACUAAGACAUUGACAGUGAUAUUCAGAAUGAGCUGGUUCUCAACUGAAGUAAGCACAGUGGCUGCAGAUAAAGGAUGUUGGACCACACUGGCCCGCGCUCUCACAACUUAUGUUUCCCAGGAACGUGCGUAAUAUGGAUUUGUUGCACUGCCUGUGAGGACAGUUUUACCUCAUUGCACUAUGGAGGGUUGCUUUUUAAUAUGUAUUUAAGCAUACACAUUUUAGUUAAUUACUGUGUAUAAUGAGUAUGCACUGACUGCAGUGUAUAUUUGUAAAUCCUUUGAGGCAGUCUUCUGAAUUGGUUUAGAGAGGGGAAAUACUGCCUUUAAAUUUGUAAAAAUACUGGGGGGUUUUUUCAAAGAUGUAUUCUUUUAAUUUAAUUGUGUUAUGUGUUCCAUUUGUUUGUGAUUUUUGUAGAUUUCAUUUUGAUAUAAUUUAAGUUAAAACAAAUAUUUUGCAAAUAUGUCUAAUGUAUAUAAGGCAGUUCAGGUCAAUGUGACUUUGUUUUCCAGUAUAAAUGUAUUUAAGAAGCAUUGUACAGAACCUAUUGGGAUUGUUUUUAUCACUGUUGCCCAUAAAGAAAAUCAACUAAAUAUUUUUCCUAAAUAAAUAAUGUAUGAAGUAA